AGCCCGGACAGGUCGAACGGACUUUCAGCGUGCCCAAUAUUCCCAUCUCUUACCCAGCGCACCUUACGUAAGUAUGGGAAAAGAUUUGUCUAAGGGGCGGGAGGCCCGUCUUAAGGAUACAGGACCCCUGUCCAGAGAGCAGAAGGCUCACCUUAAGGAGAUUGGACAAAUAAUUGGAGCUCAUAAAACUAUAUUAAAGGAUAAAAGUGAACUUCCCACAAAAAAAGAAGUUAGAGAAUUAAUGAGAUACAUUUGGCAAUACUGUCCAUGUUACCCAACAUUUGGUUCUCUUAAUAUAGACACGUGGGAGAAAAUAGGCUCCUAUUUACACGAGGAGCCUAGAGCACCGACACCUAUAUUAAUCAGCUGUAAAGCUGUUUUAACUGCUCUUUGUCUUCAUCACGGAGACACAUUCACGCUUUCCAAAAAGCAGGCAGAUGAAUUAACAUCUCUAAAACCCACUGCCCCUCCCAAGUAUGAGGAAAUAACAACAAAGGCUGUAGGGGAAGAGAAAAGGGAAAGCAAAGAGGAGAUUUUAAAGCAAACUCCUCAAGAAGAAAAAUCCAACACCCCAGAAAAAUCUGAUAUCCCUCCUAAAUAUGAAGAAGUAACAACAGAGAUUGUAGAAAAAAUAAAAGAGGAGAUCAAACAACAGGCUCCUCAGGAAGAAAAAUCUAAUAUUUAUCCAGUUUUAAGAAGUACUGAGUACUCACUCGGUCCCCUCACUGCAGGAAUGCAAAAAAAGAGAAGUGGGGAGGACGUGAAACUGAAGGACCUAAAAUUAAUGGCUGCUUUUCCUGUUGAUUUUACAGGACAAAACCCUGUGUUCACUCCCUUGCCAUCUAGUGUUUUAAAAGAUUUGUCUCCAUAUGUGCAAGGUUUAUUGCAGAGUUUGUCUGAAAAUUAUGUUUUAUUGCCAAAUGAAUGGUACUCAGUAGCAAAAAUACUUUCCACUUGGCAGAUCAUCACGGAAUGUUUAAAAACUCAUGAACAAGCCGUGAUGGGGGGAACAGACACCCCCCUGCUAUAUUCAGAAACCUCUUUGCUAAACUCUCACUCUGAAUCCAAGGCUUUCUUUUUCCUUGUAUGUAUGCCUUUGAAGCUUCUCAACGUUACGCUUCUGUCUGUUUCACAGUCGGGAGAUUAAUUUUGGGGCAUUCGGCCAGCCCCACACAAAAGGCUGUCUUUUAUUUUCCUUCUCAUUUCAAUCUCUUGGCAAGUGAAUCUGCCUGGCUC
Messenger RNA from Thamnophis elegans (Western terrestrial garter snake), 1236 nucleotides. RefSeq lists its product as uncharacterized. NCBI's taxonomy places the organism in Eukaryota, Metazoa, Chordata, Lepidosauria, Squamata, Natricidae. Gene Ontology annotation, biological process: viral process. Bases 74 to 1147 code for a protein of 357 amino acids. The transcript is spliced from 2 exons. The record is from RefSeq and is a predicted model, not a curated record. Gene Ontology annotation, molecular function: structural molecule activity.